Kogia breviceps (pygmy sperm whale) is the source of this 627-nucleotide messenger RNA. RefSeq names its product S100 calcium binding protein A5 (gene S100A5). Gene Ontology annotation, molecular function: calcium-dependent protein binding; calcium ion binding; transition metal ion binding. The record is from RefSeq and is a predicted model, not a curated record. Gene Ontology annotation, cellular component: nucleus. Lineage: Eukaryota; Metazoa; Chordata; Mammalia; Artiodactyla; Physeteridae.
AUGACCCUGGAGGUUUCAAUAGGCCCACCCCCUUCACUGCCUCGUGGCUGGUCUCCUCCAAAACUGUACACCAUGUUGGAAACUUCUUUGGAGAAGGCCCUGACCACUAUGGUCAGAACUUUCCAUAAAUAUCUGGGGAGAGAGGGCAGCAAACUGACUCUGAGUGGGAAGGAGCUGAAGGGGCUGAUCAAGAAAGACCUGUGUCUUGGUGACAAGAUGACGGAGAGCAGCAUCGAUGACCUGAUGAAGAGCUUGGACAAGAACAGCGACCAAGAGAUCGACUUCAAGGAGUACUCGGGGACUUCCCUGGUGGCGCAGUGGUUAAGAGUCCUCCUGCCAAUGCAGGGGACACGGGUUUGAACCCUGGUCUGGGAAGAUCCCACAUGCCGCGGCGCAACUAAGCCUGGGUGCCACAACUACUGAGCCUGCGCUCUAGAGCCCACGAGCCACAACUACUGAGCCCGUGUGCCACAACUACCGAAGCCUGCGCGCCUAGAGCCUGUGCUCCACAACAAGAGAAGCCACUGCAAUGAGAAGCCCGCGCACCGCAGUGAAGAGUAGCCCCCACUCACCACAACUAGAGAAAGCCUGCGCGCAGCAAUGAAGACCCAUCGCAGCCAAAAAUAA